GAGCCGGGUACACUUCCAGCAGCCGGUGCUGCCGCGCCGGCUGUGUCAGAGCCAGAGGACCCGACCAAUCUGAAGCGGAGUGGGGGGUAGUCAGGCUAAGCUGCUUACGGCCCGGCCAGCAGGCCCACGGUUGAACUGGUUCAAAGAAUGGACGGCUUCAUCACCGCGGCGAAACAUGGCGUGUAAAAAGAGGCGUUGUUCUGUACAGCCGGCAUCGACCUAACUGGACCAGACCUCCCUGCAGGAAUGUUCACCCUCACAGAAGUAGCCUCUCUGAAUGACAUCCAGCCAACUUAUCGAAUACUGAAACCAUGGUGGGAUGUCUUCAUGGAUUAUCUUGGUAUUGUCAUGUUGAUGUUGGCCAUAUUUUCUGGAACAAUGCAGUUGACUAAAGACCAAGUAGUUUGUCUUCCCAUUAUGGAGCAAACUCCGGAGGGGGUUGGGGGCUUCUUAGGACCCCAACCACCAGAGACCGCUGAUAGUUUAUGGAACAAAGAAAGCGCCAUUGGAGAGCAAGCUGCUCCUUUAAUGGCUAAAAAGCCUCCCGAUAGCAUCGGCCCCACAAUUCCCUUCCCCCAGUCGGGUACUUUUGGGCAGCCUCAACCUACAGGCGUUAGGACCAAACUGGAUUUUCAGCAGUAUGUUUUUGUCAACCAGAUGUGCUACCAUGUCGCCCUCCCUUGGUAUUCCAAAUAUUUCCCAUACCUUGCUCUAAUCCACACUAUUAUAUUAAUGGUCAGUAGCAACUUCUGGUUCAAGUACCCAAAGACAAGUUCCAAAAUAGAACAUUUUGUUUCCAUACUUGGAAAAUGUUUCGAAUCCCCCUGGACUACCAAAGCUCUGUCCGAGACAGCGUGCGAGGACUCGGAGGAAAACAAGCAGAGACUGGCUGGUGCGUCCUCCCUCCUGAAGCAUCUGUCCACAUGCAGCGAGGAGGGGAGUCCAAACCAGUCCGCCCCGGUGCUGACUAAAUCCGGGGUCACGUUUUCCGCUGAGAAGCUCGUGAGUGAAGUCCCCGCCAUGACCAUACUGGACAAGAAAGACGGCGAGCAAGCAAAAGCCCUGUUUGAAAAAGUUCGGAAAUUCCGAGCCCACGUGGAAGACAGUGACUUGAUUUACCGGCUGUACGCCAUUCAGACGGUCAUCAAAACGGUCAAAUUCAUUUUGAUCCUGUGCUACACGAUGACUUUUGUUGCCUCUAUAGAUUUCGACCAUGUGUGUGAGCCUGAAAUAAAGCAUUUGACUGGAUACACCAAGUUUCAUUGCACGCACAACAUGGCGUUCAUGAUAAAGAAACUCCUCGUUAGUUACAUUGCUCUCAUAUGUGUCUAUGGCGUGAUCUGUAUAUACACGCUGUUCUGGCUUUUUCGGAGACCUCUUAAGGAGUACUCCUUUGAAAAAGUCAGAGAGGAGAGCAGCUUUAGCGACAUUCCAGACGUCAAGAAUGACUUUGCGUUCCUUCUCCACAUGGUCGAUCAGUACGACCAGCUGUAUUCAAAGAGGUUUGGCGUGUUUCUCUCCGAGGUGAGCGAGAAUAAACUUCGGGAGAUCAGCCUGAACCACGAGUGGACCUUUGAGAAGUUGCGGCAGCACGUGAUGCGCAAUCCUCAAGAGAAGUUGGAGCUCCAUCUUUUUAUGCUCUCCGGAGUGCCAGAUGCCGUGUUUGAUCUCACUGAUCUGGAAAUACUUAAAUUAGAACUAAUCCCAGAGGCCAGACUAACUGCUAAGAUCUCACAAAUGAUAAACCUCCAGGAGCUGCAUCUCUAUCACUGUCCGGCCAAAGUUGAACAGACUGCUUUCAUUUUCCUCCGCGACCACCUCCGGUGCCUUCAUGUCAAAUUUACAGAUGUCGCUGAGAUUCCUAGCUGGGUAUAUUUGUUGAAGAAUUUAAGGGAACUGUACUUGGUUGGCAAUCUGAACUCUGAAAACAACAAAAUGAUCGGCCUCGAGUCUCUGCGAGACCUCAGGCACUUGAACAUUCUGCACCUCAAAAGCAACCUCACAAAGAUCCCGACGAACAUAACGGAUCUGUCCCCGCAUCUCAUCAAGCUGGUCAUUCAUAACGAUGGCACAAAGCUCUUGGUUCUGAAUAGUUUGAAGAAAAUAAUGAAUCUCGCCGAACUGGAGCUUCUCAACUGUGAGCUGGAGCGCAUCCCCCACGCUAUUUUCAGUCUGAACAACCUUCAUGAACUGGAUCUGAAGUCCAACAACAUUCGUACCAUCGAGGAGAUCAUCAGCUUCCAGCACCUCAAGAGACUGACGUGCCUCAAACUUUGGCACAACAAGAUCAUCACCAUUCCCGUGUCAAUUAGCCAUGUCAAGAACCUCGAGACGCUCUAUCUCUCACACAAUAAGCUUGAGUCUCUACCCUCAUCGUUAUUCACCCUUCUCAAGUUAAGGUACCUCGAUGUGAGCCACAACUCCAUCGCGGUGAUACCGCUGGAGGCUGGAUUUCUGCAGAACCUCCAACAUUUUGCCAUUACAGGCAACAAAGUCGAGGUAGUUCCCAAGCAACUGUUCAAGUGCAACAAACUGAAGACCUUGUGUCUCGGCCACAACUGCAUCUCCACCAUUCCGGAGAAAGUUGGCCAACUCUCGCAGCUGACACACCUGGAACUGAAGGGAAACUGUCUGGAUCGUCUCCCGGCUCAGCUCGGUCAGUGCUUCCUCUUGCACCGGGGCUGCUUGAUCGUGGAGGAUCAUCUCUUCGACUCGCUCCCCAUGGAGGUGAAAGAGAGCAUCAAUCAGGAAUCUAGUGUUUCUCUUCCAAACGGUUGCAAGUGUUUAAGUGAUGGACGGUAGUCACGCCCUAUGUGGCGUUUCAUCUUAAUUUCAUUAUUUUUCUCUUUUUUUAAUCGUGCCAUUAGAAAAAGUUAGAGUACUCUAUUGGUACACUUCAUGAUGUUUUAGCAACUUAUAAAAUGAACCUACCACAGCACAUACAAGAACGGUACCACGGGAGAAAUUUUAGAUUAACUCCAGAAAUGAUCAUGGUUUGUGUCAUGUCGAUAUAUAUUUAUAUUAUAAUUGUUUAAGUUGAUGUAGGGACAUGGUAGCAGUUAAAUAACUCUGCUUGUAUUUUGUACCUUUCUUAUGCAAAACAUAUCUACAGUGGACAUUUGUAUCAUUUUGAAACAUUUUGUCCCCCUUUUUAUUUAUUUUAAUUUUCCUGACAUGGACUUGAUUGACUUCAACUUAGAGUUUCACUCAAAUUACAAACCAAAAAAUCUCACUCUCCUUCAAUGGUAUAUAGAUAGCCGUGGAAGUAGUUUUAAAAUGUCUCAAAUAAAAUGGUUGUAAGUAGAAUUGGUCCAUGGUGUUCACAGCAAUAUUGUAUUUACAACAGUAAAACAUUUUAUUUCCAGUAACAGCGUCCCAAUUACCCUGAAUAGAACAUUGCAGUUUUUAUUACACCUACACUUUACCAAAAGAAGUGUUCUUAGUGAAACUUGUUUACAGCAAGUGUGUUGAUUAUCCAGUGUGACUGGGACGUUGCUUCUGGAAGGAGACGUUGCUGUUGAAACAUUACAUUGCGCUAUUAUAUAAUUGUAUUGGGAUGGAGGCAGAAAUCUCAGGUAUGGAUAUUUCAAAACUUGAACAAAUAAAUAUAAUGAGCAAAUAUGUUUAUUUUUGUUAUUUGGGUAAAAAAAAAAAAUCAAUUCAAGAUCCAAUUGCCAGCUUCUCCCGUAUUGUCGUAUACACGCCUAGAUCUAGUAUCGUGGUCCUUAUGCAUUCCAAUUUGAAUAUACUUGUAAUAUUUUUAACACACCACAGUGAUGACGGCUCCCAUUUCAUCCUUCUCUCUACUUAUGACAUUUCAUUUUGAAAAGUCUUUUCCGCCAUUAUUUUUGAUAAGGUAGAUUUUUCUUCUUCUUCUUCUAAGGAGUAGGCAGUAGAUUGUUUCCUUUCUUGUGUACAGCCAACCCCAAAUGAUUUUGAGUUUUUCGUUAGUUGUACUUUUGCUUAUGUUUAAUUUGCCGAGACACCCCAGGUCAAACAUUUUAAACUAAUAGAUAUCGCUAUGAAACUUCCCCAGCUGAUUACUUACAUAAAGUUGAUUACUUUGUAUUACAAGUUUUUUUAAAUGUUAUGUUUAUAUAUACAAAUGAGGCAUUAUCUCAUGGUAACGUUGGAUGCAUUUAAGAGAAAUCUACAGAUACAAAGAGAGAAAGGAGUAAAAUAAAUACCUACAUGUGUACUUGGUAUGUUUUUUAUUUUGUAUUAUUCUCUUCUGAAAAACAGAUGUUGUUAUAGAAGCCAUAUCACCCAAAAUCUCAAAACUUUAUGAAAUUAUGUUUUUGCCUGGGUGGCCUCGUUUAACUAUGUUUCAUUCAUGUGUAUUCAACAUGUAUUUUAUGUGUUAUUUGUAUGCAUUUAUGAUCUCAUUGUCUGUUAUCUGUUCUUCUCUCUGCACAGCACUUUGUAAACCUGGUUUUAAAAUGUGCUACGUGAAUAAAAAUAUACAUAU
This is a messenger RNA of Cyclopterus lumpus (lumpfish), 4468 nucleotides long. It is a transcript of the gene lrrc8db, whose product is annotated as leucine rich repeat containing 8 VRAC subunit Db. The record is from RefSeq and is a predicted model, not a curated record. The coding region runs from base 247 to 2802 and encodes 851 amino acids. The transcript has 2 exons. NCBI's taxonomy places the organism in Eukaryota, Metazoa, Chordata, Actinopteri, Perciformes, Cyclopteridae. Gene Ontology annotation, molecular function: protein binding.